This is a messenger RNA of Triticum dicoccoides, 252 nucleotides long. RefSeq lists its product as uncharacterized. The record is from RefSeq and is a predicted model, not a curated record. The transcript has a single exon. NCBI's taxonomy places the organism in Eukaryota, Viridiplantae, Streptophyta, Magnoliopsida, Poales, Poaceae. The annotation marks the transcript as partial.
AUGACCGGCGAUGUGCCCGGCCUCGCCGCCUUCUACGAGGAGGUGCUGGGCUUCGAGCACGUCCCGGCCCCGACCUACUCCGGCUUCCAGGUCGCCUGGCUCCGCCUCUCGGGCUCCCCCGACGUCGCGCUCCACAUCAUCGAGCGCGACCCGGCCGUCGCCGCCGCCGCCGCCGCCCCGGGGGCUGCGCAGAGGGGCGCCACGCCCGCGCAGCUGCCCAGGCGGCACCACCUGGCCUUCUCCGCGCAGCUG